Molecule: messenger RNA, 2367 nt
Organism: Seriola dumerili (greater amberjack)
Lineage: Eukaryota; Metazoa; Chordata; Actinopteri; Carangiformes; Carangidae
Product: solute carrier family 35 member F2-like
Exons: 8
Coding region: 1-1323 (440 amino acids)
Biological process (GO): transmembrane transport
Cellular component (GO): membrane
Molecular function (GO): transmembrane transporter activity
Source: RefSeq, a predicted model, not a curated record
AUGGCUACUGAACAGUGCGAGGACACAUCCACGGACAUGAGCUACGAGAACCAGAGCACUGGACUCAUGGCAAGGAUCUGGAAAUUUAACCCCAAGGAAGUUUUCACCUGGCAGCUGGCCAAAACGUUGGCCAUGGGUCAGGGCCUGGCAGGGCUCAUCUGUGGGACGGCCAUUGCCUCCCAGUACCUGGCAACAAACUUCCAUGUGAACACACCCAUGCUGCAGAGCUUCUUGAACUACACCCUGCUGUGUGUCACCUACACCACCAUGCUGAUCUGCAGAACAGGGGAUGGCAAUAUUUUACAGAUUCUGAAGAACCGAUGGUGGAAGUACCUUCUGCUGGGGCUGGUGGAUGUGGAAGCCAACUACGCCGUGGUUAAAGCAUACCAGUACACCACCAUCACCAGUGUACAGCUGCUCGACUGCUUUGUGGUCCCUGUCCUAAUGCUCCUGUCCUGGUGGGUUUUGAAGACACGAUACAGGCCGGUCCACUAUGUAGCGGUCUGCAUCUGUCUCCUCGGGGUGGGGGCCAUGGUGGGGGCUGACCUGCUGGCUGGACGGGACCAGGGCUCCACCUCCAACAUCUUGUUGGGUGACGCCUUGGUGCUGCUCAGUGCGACGCUGUACGCUGUGUCUAAUGUGUGUCAGGAAUACACAGUGAAGAACCUGAGCAGAGUGGAGUUCCUGGGCAUGAUCGGCCUGUUCGGCACAGUCAUCAGCACCGUACAGAUGGUGAUCCUGGAACGUAAUGAAGUUGCUAACAUUCAGUGGAGCUGGCAAGUCGGGCUCCUGUUCUCUGCCUUUGCUUUGUGUAUGUACGCUCUGUACAGCUGUAUGCCCAUAGUGAUGAAGCUGAGCAGCGCCACCUCCGUCAACCUCUCCCUGCUCACCGCUGAUCUCUUCAGCCUCUUCUGUGGAGUCUUCCUCUUUCAGUAUACUUUCUCUGCACUCUACCUGGUCUCACUGGUGGUCAUCCUCAUUGGUUUCAUCACCUUCAACGCUGUGCCAGCACCAGCUGACCCCGGUGACCCCACUGACCUUGCUGACCCCACCACCUCCUCUUCCUCUGCCAACGACAACGAGGGAUACAACAACAACCCCGCGGCCUCUAAGAAUGAAAUCACCGAGCAGGAAGUGGCCGUGAAGAUCACUACUGAGGAGGAAGAGGAUGAUGAAGAGGAGCAGCAGGCGGAUGGAGAGAGGAGGGAGGGCUGGGAGGAAGAUGAGAGGAGGAGGAAGAAGAGGAGAGCGUCAGGGCCAUCACAGAGGUUUGGAGGAGGGAACGAUGAUGUUGUUGCUGUUGGACGCAGCACUAAAAUGUGAACACCAGCACAACAACCUGUCAAUAUGUCAUAUUUUUUAUUUUUAAAAACAUUUAUUUAUUGAGUUAUUGAGUUUUUCUUGUAUAUAACAGCAGAGAGUACAUACAGAAAUUAACAAUACAGAUAUGAAUGAGAAAAUAAUGGAAAUAAAAGCAAAUACAAACUAAAACAGUGGUACACAUCUCAUCCUUCAGAUGGUUAAAGCUGCUGUCAUUGUUACUUAUGAUGUUAUUAUAUCAGGCAUCCUCCGAGUUGCAUAUUUUUUAUUUUUUUAUCCAUGUUCACUUUUAGCAAAAGUCACUUGCCUCACAGUCCUGUUAUCCACUCACUGCAUGAUUUUUUUCUGGGUGUUUUACAAAUGUUUUGCUCAAAGAAAACAAAAUAAUAAUGACUAACUAUCUGCUCCCCUCUGCCUCCACAUCCUCCAUUACAAAUAUCCUCCACAACAGACAUGGAUUACACUCAGCGAAAUUUGGAAAGCAGUACAUCUUUACUGUGCAAAAAUAUAAUGUAAAUAGAACCACAACGAACCAGUUUACACUCUUGAAUAUUGGCAUCGUCUUACAAAAUGACACAUCUGAGCAUUUUUCUGAUCUGGUGGCUGAGUCACAGGAUCAACAUCACCAAAAGGAUUCAUAUGGCAAUUUUCAGCUCUGACGUCUCUGGUUUGGUUUGGUUAAGUUUGGGUUUUGGCUAAAGGAAACUGACAGUGACUGCUGGAGAUGGGGUGUGAACCACAGUCUCCACAGUCACAGUCAGAUGCUGUGUGUGGCUCAUUACAAAAUCAGAGCAGUAAUAUCAACCUAAAAUAAAAAUAAAAAAACACCACUAUGGACAUUGUACGACUUUGUUCAUUUUGCAAUUUGGUGUUUUUUUCUCAUUCCCAUGCAUAACUGGCAAAUAGAUGACAUGAUGCCAUGAGCCUCCUUCCAACAGCUAAAAAUUAAGACUCUCCCUUAGUCAGGCCCAAUAACUUCCUGGAAUCUCUGCUGGUAGCUGAGCAACCAGUCCGAACCAAGAAAUAGUCAUGGGCAUAUAACACCCC